AUGCGGCGCGCACAGGGGAGCCAGCUGCAUCUGGAGGAGGGAGGAGAAGUCGGAGGAGUAGAGUGUGCUGCUGCUGGUGACGUGAGCAGCGGCGGCGCCAGCAGCAGGAGUACGGGGGUCGCGGCAGCGUCGGCACCGCAGGCGGCGGUGGGGCAAGCGGCGGCUGACGGAGCAGCGACAACCUCGCGAAGACGACGGCGACGAGAGGCCGUGGGCAUGGCGGCGGCGGCGGCGGCGGUGUGUCUAACCUGCUUGUCCGUGUUCGACCUCAAGUGGUGGUCGUUUGGGGGAUCGUCGUCGCGAGAGGGCCGAGGUGGGGGGGGGCGGUGGAGUGCGGUCUCGAACUUCCGGUUCUCGGACGGGCCCUUGGGAAAUUCGCAAGAGAUCCUGCUGGAAGGAUCGUCGGAAGAUUUGCCGGUGGAGGCGAUGCGAGACUACCUCAACGGAUUGGUCUACGACUCCGCCUCUAAGAGGACAGAGCAGCUGUCGAACAUUGCUUUUAUCAAGACGCACAAGACGGCGUCCACGACGCUGGCGUCCAUCCUCUACCGCUACGGCAUGCGGCACGACUCGAACAUCGCCAAGUUCGACCAGGGGGGGACGUACGUGGACCUCGACGUGGCCUCCAAGCAGGUUGCGAAGCAAGGGAAGAGAGUGGACAUCAUGCACUACCACCAUGCGUGGAACGGCUUCUACUCCGGCACCUGGGACCAGGCCACGGCGAAGUACGCCAAGAUCAUGUCGAAUCAGGCAGACGUUAACUACGUGACGGUGCUCCGCGAGCCCGUGGCGCACUACCUGUCGUAUUACUACUACUUCCUGAACCCCAUCAACAAGAUGCCCAUCGACGAGUACCUGUUGAAGAACCCGCACAAGAAGCUGCUGUACAACCCGCUCGCUGCGGAAUUCGGCAUCGAGGACAUGGCGCAGAUGAACCACUUCAUCAAGAAGCAGAUGCCCAAGUUCAAGAUGGUGUUGUUGACGGAGCGCUUCGACGAGGGCCUCGCGCUGCUCCAGCGGAUGCUGCAGUGGGACCCGAUCGACAUGACGUACUGCAAGAUGCUGCAGACGAAGAAGGGGGAGAUGAGGUGGGACGGGAAGCCCCUGGAGAACGUUCCCAAGAUCUCGGACCUCGCGCCGGAGAUCCUUUCCCACAUCAAGGCGAGGACGCAGCUAGACUCGCGGCUGUACCAGGCUGGCACCCUCCUCUACCGAAAGUACAAGCUUGAGUUCGGGCCAGGAGUGGACGAGCACUUCCAGGCGUUCCAAGGGGUGCAGAAGGUGAUGCACAGGUACCUAGAAAUGAACACCUCGAGCGACGCGCUCAAGUGGUACGUGGGCGACGUGGACAUCUACGAUGACGCCCCGCCUAUCCUGGCGUUCUGA
Molecule: messenger RNA, 1386 nt
Organism: Ectocarpus siliculosus
Lineage: Eukaryota; Phaeophyceae; Ectocarpales; Ectocarpaceae
Source: the annotation of a GenBank genome assembly